GAGCGCGUGGUCCUUGCGACUUUCCGAUUGAUCCCGGAAUGUGCAUGGCCUACUUCCCCAGUUAUGGUUACAACAGUGAAACCCGUCGCUGCGAGGAGUUCGUCUACGGCGGUUGCGGUGGCAACGAAAACAGGUUUGACAGCCUGGAUGAAUGCAGAAGCAUGUGCGAACAUCGUCGAAUCCGAGGCCUUUUUUAAGAACCUCGUGGGGGCCGACGAGCAUAAGCACCUCCUCGGAUCCAGAUUUCUGUCUGUUCUCUAUGCUAUAAUAAAUUCUGGUCACAUCGCAUUAUUAUUUGUUAUUUAUGGUGGCACAGAUUGUAUUUUGUAA
Dibothriocephalus latus is the source of this 330-nucleotide messenger RNA. NCBI's taxonomy places the organism in Eukaryota, Metazoa, Platyhelminthes, Cestoda, Diphyllobothriidea, Diphyllobothriidae. The record is from the annotation of a GenBank genome assembly.